Messenger RNA from Rhodamnia argentea, 2118 nucleotides. Its product is annotated as probable serine/threonine-protein kinase At1g54610. Gene Ontology annotation, cellular component: cyclin-dependent protein kinase holoenzyme complex; nucleus. Gene Ontology annotation, biological process: positive regulation of transcription elongation by RNA polymerase II; protein phosphorylation. NCBI's taxonomy places the organism in Eukaryota, Viridiplantae, Streptophyta, Magnoliopsida, Myrtales, Myrtaceae. The coding region runs from base 1 to 1848 and encodes 615 amino acids. The record is from RefSeq and is a predicted model, not a curated record. Gene Ontology annotation, molecular function: RNA polymerase II CTD heptapeptide repeat kinase activity; ATP binding; cyclin-dependent protein serine/threonine kinase activity. The transcript is spliced from 7 exons.
AUGGGGUGUGCUCAGUCGAGGCCCUCCACGACCUCGCCAUCUCGCGGCCUCGAGAAGCUGAAGCUCGACAGAGGUUACGUCAAGGCGGGCAAGGACCGUAGCAGCAAUAAGCCCACCAUCAGGCGCGAAGCGAAGGACAACAAGAUUGCCACCGUGAGGGGAGAUGCCGCCAAAAGAUCAGGCAGAGCAAGAGGAGGAGGAGAGAAUAAGGCGGCCUCGAGAGGGGUAGGCAAAGAGAGAGCGAAGAGCAAGAGUGACGGCAAUGGAGGCAACGAUUGUGUUGUCAGUGAUCAGAGACUGAACAGCAAGAAGAUCAACGGAGGUGGAGGAGAUGAUCUUGUAGAUGGUUGGCCCAAGUGGCUUCUUGACAAUGUUAAUAAGGAUGCUUUGGCUGGUUUGGUUCCUAAGACUGCUGAUUCUUAUGAUAAGCUGGCCAAGGUCGGCCAUGGAACCUAUAGCAAUGUGUAUAAAGCUCGAGAUAGGGACACCGGGAAAAUUGUUGCUCUCAAGAAGGUCCGCUUCGACACGACGGAGCCAGAGAGUGUCAAGUUCAUGGCCAGAGAGAUCAUGAUAUUGCAGAAGCUAGACCAUCCUAAUGUGAUCAAGCUCGAAGGGAUUGCCACCUCGAGGAUGCAGUAUAGUCUCUACUUGGUCUUCGAUUUUAUGCAAUGUGACUUGACCAGAAUCAUCUGCCGCCCAGGCUCGCGUCUCUCAGAACCACAGGUCAAGUGCUAUAUGCACCAGCUGCUUUCCGGUCUCCGCCAUUGCCACAAGAAAGGAAUUCUCCAUCGAGAUAUCAAAGCAUCCAACUUGUUAAUAGACAAGAGUGGCAUGCUGAAGAUCGCUGACUUUGGGCUUGCUAAUUUCUUCAAUCCUAAUGAAAAGCGUCCGCUCACCAGCCGGGUCGUCACGCUCUGGUACAGAGCUCCAGAGCUACUAUUAGGCUCUACGGAUUAUGGAGUCGGCAUCGAUCUUUGGAGUGCAGGAUGCCUAUUGGCUGAGAUGUUCCUCGGAAGGCCGUUCAUGCCAGGGAAAACAGAGGUCGAGCAACUUCAUAAAAUCUUCAAAUUCUGCGGCGCACCCUCGGAAGAAUACUGGAAGAGAAAUAAGCUACAGACGAGCUACCGACCACCGCAACAUUAUCAGCCUAGUUACCGCGAGACUUUCAAGGAUUUCCCGCGCUCAUCGUUUGGUCUCUUGACCAAGCUUCUCGCUCUGGACCCAGCUUAUCGGGGUACUGCGGCUUCUGCUCUGGAAAAUGAUUUCUUUAGCUCCAGUCCCCCGGCAUGUGAUCUCUCAGGUCUACCUGCGCUGCAGAUUGAGGAGCCUCCACCAUCUCAUCAAGCUAAGAACCCAAAGAGACGCAAGUCCACUAGAGCAAAGCAACUGUCUCGAACGAACGCGAAAGCACAGGAUGAGGGAGCCGUUUUAGCACUCGAAGCCAAACGGGAUUCGGAAUCUUCUAAAGAGGCACUUCAACAAAGAGAUCUUUCUUUUUUCCAGGAGAAGAUUGCAGAGACAAGCUUCAAAAGUCAAGAGGCGACGAGCAAUAGCACGAGCAGUGCGUCCUACAGCCUCAAGCCGAACUUGCACGAGGACAUCAUACACGUCUCUCUCUCGCCAGUGCUCCGAUCCAACGGUAAAGCGUCUUCCUCGAGGACCGAAGGCCACCCGAAUGCUGCCCGGAAUAUCCAGAACUACAGAACUCUCUUGCAGGCCUCCAUUACGGACAUUAUCAAUCCUAAGGAAGGCAACCAGGUUUCCCACUUCCGGAGAUCGCUCUCGACUCUGGAUUUCCGCCACCUCGACCCCGAGAAGAUGUCCAAGCUCUUUGGAGUGGAAUAUUAAGGAUUGAGGCCACAAGAGUGUGAUACCAUUCAUCCUUAACUUGCUUGAAGCUUCUUUGUCCAUUGAUUAUGCCUCUCCUUUCCGUUGUGCAUUGUCCCUUUUUCCCAAGUCAUAAAUUGUUCUUUUUGGAGGCUACUAAAGUUGUAAAAUCAAUAAAUCAGCAGUCGGUCCAUUCCGAAAUAAAGGAUUAUGCAGUUUGUAUAUUGAAUAAAUUUGCUGGUGCAUUGAGAAUAAUUCUAUGUAGCAUCAUAUGAUUAUGCACUCUGAAUA